Messenger RNA from Prorocentrum cordatum, 1649 nucleotides. Lineage: Eukaryota; Dinophyceae; Prorocentrales; Prorocentraceae. The record is from the annotation of a GenBank genome assembly.
AUGGACGACGACCGACGACCGACGACGAAGGACGGACGACGACGACGACCGACGACGACGACGGUCGACGACGACGACGACGACAACUGUCGACGACGACGACGACGGUCGACGACGACAGUCGACGACGCCGACGACGACGGUCGGCGACGACGACGACGGUCGGCGACGGCGGCGAGGACGACCCGCGGCUUCCCGCAGGUGCAGAGUUGCUGGAACGAGUUUCUCCGCGGCGCCGAGUCCCGCGAGGCGGCGGGCGAGGCCAUCUACGCGGCGGUCUUCGACGCCGCGCCCAGCCUGCAGAGCCUUUUCAAGACGCCGAGGGCCGUCAUGGCCAUGCGCUUCAUGAACGGCCUGAACCAGAUCAUCGCUUCCCUGCUGGACCCCAGGGGGAUGAAGGUCGUGGUCGAGACCCUGGCCUUCCAGCACUUGGACCUCGACGUGACCAUCCCCAGGACGGUCAUCUUCCGCGACGCCAUCGUCGAUCUGCUCGCGGUCGAGCUCGGCGCGCGCUUCAACAAGAGGGCCCGCGAGGGCUGGUCCAUCAUGCUGAACUACACCGGCGGCGCGUACAUCUCGGGGGGGGCCAGGGCCGCAGAUCGGCUGGUCCACCGCCUGCCCGCGGAGCUGCUCUCGGUGCAAGGGCGCUUGGCGAGCGCGGAGGACGCGUUGGACUCGCUCGCCGAUGGUCGCGAGGCCGCGCAACGCGCCCGCGCGCUCCUGCCUGCUCUUCUCGCGAAGCUGGAAGGGCGGCCUCCCAGCCUGCUGGAGACCCUUCGGCGGAACGUGGCACUCCACGCCAGCGCCGAGGGCGUUGGCGUCUUGACCGCCAGUGCUGCCGUGCUGCGCCGAGUGCAGCACUGGCCGCGGCUCGAGGCGCGCCUUGGCGUGGCGCGGAGUGGUUUGCGCGCAGGCGCUGCGGACUUCGUGACAGGUGCGGGACGCUGGCAGCCGCUGCCCGAGGCCGAGGCGGAGGCGGUGAAGGAGCAGGAGGGCUGGCAUGCCGCUGGCGUGAAGUUUUCCCUCGACGUGAUCGUAGAGAGCGACCCAAGAGGCGGGCCGCCCCGACCCCUGCCUCCCCCGACCAUCUACACGCGGACGAAAUUCGCCGACCGCCUGAAGAUCCUGGCGUCCAGCUGGGCCACGGCGAACAACAAGAAGGAGGACGAGUUCGCAGAGGUGGUGGCGCCAGGCGAGGGUGAGGAGGAGGGCGAGGAGAAGGACGAGAAGGAGAAGGAGGCCGCCGCGAGCGGGAACGACAACAACCAGGACGUGGGCAGCAAAAUGAUGGGCAACACGGACGGGCCCAGCGCCAAGAAGAAAAAGAAGGGCAGCACAAAGAAGAAGAGGUGGGGUUUCGGCGGCGACAAGGCGGGGGGCGAUGCAGGCGCGGGCCACGAGGCCAAGAGCAUGGACGACUCCGAGGGCGGCAGCUUCAGGAACACCUCCGUGCCGACGACCUACACGGAGAUGUUCUUCUUCAACGCUGCAGUCAUGGGGUUCGGGCAGAGCACCUGGAUGAACGAGGUGCUGGCCUCCUUCGACACCAUCGUCACGAACGUGGCCAACUCCUACCGCCUGCAGGAGGAGUGCGACGUGCUGGCGCUGCGGAUCGCGAAGUACAAGGGCUCCAUCGCGGGGCAGCCACG